Fraxinus pennsylvanica is the source of this 1623-nucleotide messenger RNA. NCBI's taxonomy places the organism in Eukaryota, Viridiplantae, Streptophyta, Magnoliopsida, Lamiales, Oleaceae. The record is from the annotation of a GenBank genome assembly.
AUGAGACAAGUGGACACGGCAUUGUAUUUUUAUGUUGCUUAUUUGGUUGGAAAGCGCAUCCGGCAAUUGACAAAACAUAGAAGUGAUAAAAUCAAGGCAGUGGCUUCUGAUGUGGCCGAGGGAGUUCAAGAGUCCAGUAUACCAAAUUCAGUUAAGGCUAUGAAGUCGGAUACUUCCUCUACUGUGAAAAAAGUUGAGAAUAUUGAAGUCCAAACUGCAGAGAAUGUUGCUGGGGAAUCCAUACAUGUCAAGAAAAAAUUUAAAGAAGAGAAGUCAAGAACUGAAGUGCGAAAACAAGCAUCAGAUCCCAUUGGUCCUCCCAAACUGACUUCCAUAAUUUAUUGCAAGGACUCGUUAAGGGACAAAAUACGGGAAAUGCUCGCAGAAGCCUUGUGCAAAGUCUCUAGUGAGGUCAAUGAUGAUUUAAGGGAUGAAGUAAAUGCAUCUGAUCCUUAUCGAGUUGCUAUCUUAGUGGAGACUGCAAUGUUUGAGAAGUGGGGUAAAUCAAAUGGUGCCCAGAAGUUCAAGUACAGGUCAGUAAUGUUCAACAUCAAGGACCAAAAUAACCCUGAUUUUCGGAGAAAAGUUCUCCUUGGACAUAUUGAGACACGUAGGAUUCUUGAAUUGACACCAGAAGAAAUGGCCAGUGACGAAAGGCAAAUGGAGAACGAAAAAAUUAAACAGAAAAAGUUGUUUGAAUGUGAACAGGGAGGGCCUCCCAAAGCGAGUACCAACGAAUUCACUUGUGGUAGGUGCAAGAAGAAGGAACGCACGUACUACCAGUUGCAGACUCGUAGUGCUGAUGAGCCUAUGACCACAUUUGUAACUUGUGUAAACUGUAAUAAUCGCUGGAACUUGCUGCCUGCAACUGCUUGCAGCAAGGCAGCUGCCUGCCUGCCUGAUGCAGGUAGGUUGCUAGCUGCCCACGGGCAAGUUGCAAGCUGCCUGCUUGCUACUUGCAACAACUUCCUGCAACAAGGAUGCUUGCUGCUCCUUAUUCAAAUUGGAAUCCUGGUUGGAUUUAGCCACUUGCCCGUGACCUGCAUUCACUACCCGCCUCCGCCUAGCACUGCCGUCCUUCAUCCUCCGUACAUUUAUUUCACAGAAGUAAAAAGUAACGAAAUGAGAGGGAGGAAGAAUCUCAAGAGGGCAGUUGAGGAAGAGACGGUGACUCUUCAACAGGACCAAAGUAUAAUGCAAGUUGUGGAUCUCAGGGGCUCCAAUCUUAUUGAGGUGAUGGAUGCAAAAGGCCAAAAAUCACUAGCAAUUUUUCCAGCAAAAUUCCAGAAAAGCAUGUGGAUUAAACGAGGGAACUUUGUUGUGGCCGACGAAAGUGGGAGAGAAGAGGCAGCCGAGUCUGGUAGAAAAGUUGGGUGCAUCAUUACGCAAGUACUCUACCAUGUACAAGUUCGUCUGCUUCAAAAAUCUCCAAACUGGCCAGAAGCUUUCAAAUCUACGCCCUUAGCUAACUCGAAGCUAGAUUCGCAAUCACAUACAUCCAAAUACGAUGAUUCUGAAAGUUUGACAGAUGAUGAUGGACUCCCACCAUUGGAAGCCAAUACAAACAGAAUAAAUCCUCUUCAGACGCAGUUGGAUACGGAUUCUGAAUCAGAUUCAGACUAG